AUAAGGACAGAAGAUAAACUGCAGCGUGCUGAAGACGUCCACAUUUACUGUUGGUUUGCUGCGGUGCCAUCUUGUCAGAAAAUGUUCUCUAGAAUUGUCCUACUGGUCCUACUCGGGUCGCUGUCCUCGGUCUAUGGCGCUGCCAGUUUACCGACCUUGAAGGUAGACAAAAGUGCCAUCUCCGUGUCUGGAAUCUCGUCCGGUGCCGUCAUGGCUGUCCAGUUUCACGUGGCGUUUUCCUCAGAGAUCAUGGGAGCCGGCGUCAUAGCUGGAGCACCGUUCCUGUGUCAGCCUCAGGCCGCCUGUAUGACCACGCCCAGCCUCCUCUCGGCCGUGGAGUUCCAUGGCCUGACCGCCUCAGCCAGAAUGUUCCUCAACAUCGACUCCACGUUUAACAUGGCUAAGGACAAGAUCUGGAUCUUCGCUGGUACCCAUGACAACGUCGUCAAACCAGCUGCCGGCGCUCUGGUUCGAGAUUAUUACAGCCUCUAUGUGGACAGCCAGUCUCAAAUCCGAUUGGUAAACAAUAUCAAUGCAGCACAUGGCCAGCCUACCAACAACUAUGGCGGAAGCUGCGGCGACCUUCACCUUGACAACUACAUGAACAACUGCGGCUACAGCGCGGCCUACAACCUCCUCAACUUCAUCUACGGCAACCUAAGGGAACCCAGUGCUAGCUAUGUGGCUACCGGUGACCUUCAACUAUUUGACCAAAGUGCCUUCACCACCUAUAGUGCUCACAUGGACACUGUGGGCUACGUCUAUGUACCCACUGGCUGUAAGGACAGAACUAAAGCAUGCAAGCUUCACAUAGCAUUCCAUGGUUGCCAGAUGGGCAGAGAACGUAUCGGUGACGUCUACGCCCGACACUCCGGUUACAACGAGGUGGGGGAGAUGAAUGACAUCAUCAUCCUGUACCCCCAGGUCGUCGUGUCUGCCCUCAACCCCAUGGGAUGCUGGGAUUGGUUCGCCUACACGGGCAUUUAUUACGCUUUCCAUUCAGGCCCACAGAUGAGGUCCGUCCAUGACAUGAUGACCCAUAUUUCAGGGUGACCAGUCACGUGAUCAGGGUUCAAGUUACAUGAGUCAUCAUAUGUUCACCAGCGUAUUUAUUGGAAACAAAAUAAAACUAAAAUGUAUAUAUGCCAACUA
Molecule: messenger RNA, 1152 nt
Organism: Physella acuta
Lineage: Eukaryota; Metazoa; Mollusca; Gastropoda; Physidae
Product: poly(3-hydroxybutyrate) depolymerase-like
Source: RefSeq, a predicted model, not a curated record